Messenger RNA from Urocitellus parryii (Arctic ground squirrel), 1349 nucleotides. It is a transcript of the gene Bnip3l, whose product is annotated as BCL2 interacting protein 3 like. NCBI's taxonomy places the organism in Eukaryota, Metazoa, Chordata, Mammalia, Rodentia, Sciuridae. Gene Ontology annotation, biological process: defense response to virus; mitochondrial outer membrane permeabilization; positive regulation of apoptotic process. Gene Ontology annotation, cellular component: endoplasmic reticulum; mitochondrial envelope; mitochondrial outer membrane. The record is from RefSeq and is a predicted model, not a curated record.
GAAAAGGGGGCGGGGGACUCGGCUUGUUGUGUUGCCGCCCGAGAACCGGAGACGCUCUUMGCUGUGGCCGCAGCUCUUCCAGCCGCCCGACAAUGUCGUCUCAUUUGGUUGAGCCACCGCCGCCCCUGCACAACAACAACAACAACUGCGAGGAAGGGGAACAGGCGUUGCCUCCGCCAGCCGGCCUCAACAGUUCCUGGGUGGAGCUACCCAUGAAUAGCAGCAAUGGCAAUGAUAAUGGCAAUGGGAAGAAUGGGGGGCUGGAACACGUACCUUCUUCCUCUUCCAUCCACAAUGGAGACAUGGAAAAGAUUCUUUUGGAUGCACAGCAUGAAUCAGGACAGAGCAGUUCAAGAGGCAGUUCUCACUGUGACAGCCCUUCACCUCAAGAAGAUGGGCAGAUCAUGUUUGAUGUGGAGAUGCAUACCAGCAGGGACCAUAGUUCUCAGUCAGAAGAGGAAGUGGUAGAAGGAGAGAAGGAAGUUGAGGCUUUGAAGAAAAGUGCAGACUGGGUAUCCGACUGGUCCAGUAGACCUGAAAAUGUUCCACCCAAGGAGUUCCACUUCAGACACCCCAAGCGCUCUGUGUCUCUAAGCAUGAGGAAAAGUGGAGCCAUGAAGAAAGGUGGUAUUUUUUCUGCAGAAUUUUUGAAGGUGUUCAUUCCAUCUCUCUUCCUUUCUCAUGUUUUGGCUUUGGGGCUAGGCAUCUAUAUUGGAAAACGACUGAGCACACCUUCUGCCAGCACCUACUGAGGGAAGGAAAGCUCCUGGAGACGCGUGUGGCCUGUGAAGUGGUGUAUUGUCACAGUAGUUUAUUUGAACUUGAGACCAUUGUAAGCAUGACCAACCUUCCCCCCUAUUUUUACAUAUCCAGUCCAGUAACUCUCAAUUCCAGUAUUUUAUUCAAACUUGGUUGAGUCAUUUUACUAACUUUAUUCCCUUUUUGGCCUGUAAGACACUUUAGAAUUUCCUAACAGAAUUUACUGUUGUUUAGAAAUUUGCAAGGGCUUUUUUUCCGCAAAUGCCACCAGCAGAUUAUAAUUUUUUCAACAAUGCUGUUGUCUCCUGUUAGUACCACCAGAAUUAGACCUGCAUCACUCAUGGUAGGAAUUUUACUCUGGCAGUGUAACUACCGUCUCUCUUGAAAUGAGAUCAGGUUAGCAAAUGAUAUAAAAUGCUUUGUUGUUUUAGUUUUUGUUUUGUUUUCCAAGACAGUCAAGCUCUUCCCAAAGCUUGAAUUUAUAGUUAUUAAAAAGAAAGCAAAAACAAAACAAAUAAAAAAAAACAAUGACAAUAAAAAGCAAGACACAAGAAAAAAUAUCCUGGGCAAUAAAAAAUUAUUUUAAACCA